This is a messenger RNA of Ahaetulla prasina, 2257 nucleotides long. Its product is annotated as torsin-1B-like. The transcript has 5 exons. The coding region runs from base 29 to 1036 and encodes 335 amino acids. NCBI's taxonomy places the organism in Eukaryota, Metazoa, Chordata, Lepidosauria, Squamata, Colubridae. The record is from RefSeq and is a predicted model, not a curated record. Gene Ontology annotation, cellular component: endoplasmic reticulum; nuclear envelope; endoplasmic reticulum lumen. Gene Ontology annotation, molecular function: ATP hydrolysis activity; ATP binding; kinesin binding. Gene Ontology annotation, biological process: nuclear membrane organization; protein localization to nucleus.
UGUAGUCUUGGGCGCGGGCGAGGCGAGCAUGGAGCGGCCGGCGGGGCUGCUGGCGUUGGCGGGGCUGCUGCUGGGGGCGCUGCGGUCGGCGGCGCUGGAGCCGGUCAGCGUCAGCCUGGCCAUCGGGGCGGCCUCCGUGCUGACCGGCUACCUGGCCAAGCCCCGCUUCUACUGCGCCUUCGUGGAGUGCUGCCCCCCGGACGACCACCGCCCCGACCCCGCAGCCCUGCAGCAGUCCCUGGAGGAGAGGCUCUUCGGCCAGCACUUGGCCCAAGAGGUCAUCCUGAAGGCGCUGACCGGCUUCAUCCACAACUCCAACCCGAAGAAGCCGCUGGUCCUCUCGCUGCACGGCUGGGCCGGGACGGGCAAAAACUUUGUCAGCCAGAUCAUCGCCGAGAACCUUUACCCGGCCGGGCUGAAGAGCACCUUCGUGCACCUCUUUCUUUCCACGCUGCAUUUCCCGCACGAGCACCUGGUCCCUCUCUACAAGGACCAGCUGCAGAAAUGGAUCCGGGGUAACGUCAGCAGCUGCGCGAAGUCCGUCUUCAUCUUCGACGAAAUGGAUAAAUUGCACCCGGGGCUGAUCGACGCCAUCAAACCCUUCCUGGAUUACUACGAGCAGAUCGACGGCGUGUCGUAUCGGAGAGCCAUCUUCAUUUUCCUCAGCAACGCGGGAGGCGACCUGAUCACCAGAGUGGCACUAGAGUUUUGGAAGAGCGGCCGAGAGAGGGAACAGAUCCAGCUGAAAGAUUUGGAAGUGGUCUUGUCCUUGGGCGUUUUCAACAACCGGAACAGCGGCCUGUGGCACAGCAGCCUGAUCGACCGAAACCUCAUCGAUUACUUCGUGCCUUUCCUUCCCUUGGAGUACAAGCACGUCAAAAUGUGUAUCCGGGCGGAGAUGAAAUCGCGCGGCAACUUCGUCGACGAAGAGAUCGUCGAAAAGGUGGCCCGAGAGAUGACUUUUUUCCCCAAAGACGAGAAGAUUUACUCCGACAAAGGCUGUAAAACCGUGCAGACUAAGCUGGAUUUCUAUUAAGGGUCUAUUUCUAUUUUUUAAGGGUCCCCAAAACCAGGGGGGAGGAGGGGGGGGAGAGAAAAAAAUAUUUGCAACAAUUUCCUCUGUUUAUGCACAUUUUUUAAAAAAGCAAAAAAAGAGAGCCAGUCUCCGGAUAUGCACUUUUUAGAAAGUUUGGGGAGUUGUUUUCACAGCCCCUUGGAAGCUUUGGGGGCAUCUCUCCCUUUUCCCCAGAUGUGGUCACCCCGAAAAUAUUGCUCUGGGCAUCUUCCACUGUACUGCACUUUUUAACACUCGCUAAUGGGGGGUCGGGGGGUAGAAGAUACAAUUCAAUCUAUUGGGGGGGGGGAUUGAAGAGAGCUACUCAAUUUUGAUUAUUCCUAACAGUCCGAAUGUACUAAACAGAUGUCUGAGCUGGCCAGUUGUGAACUAAAACCACUAAAAUGUUACAUGAGAUCUUCCUUCCUAUCUCACCCCAUGUGCCUCCCCAGCCCCGCCCCGCCAAAAAUGACAAUUCUUGAGAAUUUCAGGCUAGAGAAAGGUCAAAACCAGAGUGUGCCUUCUUAGGUCAAUAUUGAUGAGUGUCAUGUUGUAGAGAUUGUGUCAAUUCAGUAUCUGAAUUGUGUCAAUACAAUAUCUUGUAGGCCAAUUUGAUAAAAUAGUUCAUAAGGCUCUUGAGACUAUGCUUAAGGACCUGUUCAAUAGGGGGAAAUAGUUUCUCCUUUAUCUGACAAUCAUUCUUUUUUUCUGGAUCAAGCUCCUGGUCCUCAUGAAGUUUAUGGAUGGAAAAAUGGCUCAUAAACCUCUUGAGACAAUGGAGGGAUGCAGCUAUGCUCAAGGACCCAUCCAGUAUGAAACAAAAAAUGUAUAAGCCUUCCCUUUAUCUGGCACUCAUCUUUUUCUUACCAAGCUUCCGGUCCUCAUGAGGUUUGCACAGAAGAUGAUUUUUCUACGGAUAGGCUGCUAAGAAUCCAGAGUUUGGAGGGUUUUUUUGAUAGUUGCAACUUCAGUGGUCACUGAUAAAACUUCCUGUGGUUUGCAAACCUCUUAGCUAAAAUCCAACAACAUGGCAAACUGGGUGUGUAAUUUACUUAAGCCAUCUCGCUUUUUUUAACAGGAGCAGCUUUAAAGAAAUGUAUUUUUUUAAUGGACUGUUUUAUAUGUAGAACACUAGAGUUAUUAUAUGAUUGAAUGCAACUAGGGGGGAAAAUGAGAAUUAUAAUAAAUGAGUGAUGAAGAUGA